This is a messenger RNA of Gastrolobium bilobum, 357 nucleotides long. RefSeq names its product protein phosphatase 1 regulatory subunit INH3. The record is from RefSeq and is a predicted model, not a curated record. The transcript has a single exon. Gene Ontology annotation, molecular function: protein serine/threonine phosphatase inhibitor activity; protein phosphatase 1 binding. Gene Ontology annotation, cellular component: nucleus. The coding region runs from base 1 to 357 and encodes 118 amino acids. Lineage: Eukaryota; Viridiplantae; Streptophyta; Magnoliopsida; Fabales; Fabaceae.
AUGAGCACCACCAGGCCAGCAGCCCUAUCUUCCCCUUCUAUCACUGCCACCACAACCAUAACAAUUGAAAACUCUGAGUCAUCAUCCUCUUCAUCUCAGCACGAACAACAGCAACCAGAAGUCCUUUUCCUCCCCCUCAAUCGCAAGAAGAAGAAGGUCACAUGGAAAGAGGGCACAGUAGACAAUGAGUACAUGCAGAAGAAGAGUUCCAAGAAGUGCUGCAUCUUUCAUAAACAGAAGCCCUUUGAUGAAGAUGACAGCGAUGAAGAUGACGUACCACAUCACUCUGAUAAACAUCCCCAUGAUCACAGUGGGUUUUGUUGUAAGAAUCAUGAUGAAGCUGGCCCAAGCAGUUAG